AUGAAAGACCAUGUUAGUCCUUCUUCUUUACCUUCCCAAGGCUUAGAUCCCAAGAGACCCGUGAAUGCUAUUGUUACAAGGAGUGGUAAGGUUCUUGAGGAGAGUUUGCCUAGAAAGAGUGAGACUAAGGAGGUCUCCAAGGAAGUUUUGGUAGAGGAUGAGAGAGAUGGUGCAUCUUUGAGUGAGGUUGUGAUUGAGACACCUAGAGAGGUGAGAGUAGAGAAAGAAAUUUUGAAACCCAAGCUUCCUUAUCCACAAAAAUUCAUGAGACAUAAGUUGGAGGAACAAUUUGGAAGAUUUAUUGACAUGCUUAAGCAACUUCACCUUUCUCUACCAUAUACCGAAGUUGUCACCCAAAUGCCCAACUAUGCAAAAUUCCUCAAAGACAUUUUGAGUGGAGCUAGUGUUAGCCUAAUGCCAUAUUCGGUCUAUCAAAGAGUUGAGUUAUGGGAACUUUUGCCUUUUAAAAUUACCUUGCAAUUGGUCGAUAGUUCAAUUAAGAUUCCUAAGGGGAAGGUGGAGGAUGUUCCUUUGAGAGUAGGGAAGUUUGUGAUUCUUGUGGAUGUUGUGGUUCUUGAAAUGGAUGAACAUGCUACCAUUCCUAUUAUUCUUGUUAGACCUUUUCUUGAUACCUCGGGUGUCAUGAUUGAUGUUAAAAGUGCAAAAAUUUCACUUAAGGUAGGAGAUGAGGUCAUUGAAUUUGACUUGAAUGAAAGCAUGAAGUAUUCAUGUUCUUCUUUAGAAUAUUACAUGUUGAUUGAUUCUAUUGAUCAUGUUGUAUCUUCUAUGCAUGAGCACUUGCUCACUUCAAAUGAUCCUCUUGAGAAUGUCUUGUUGAAUAAAAAAAGAUAG
This is a messenger RNA of Chenopodium quinoa (quinoa), 852 nucleotides long. RefSeq lists its product as uncharacterized. Lineage: Eukaryota; Viridiplantae; Streptophyta; Magnoliopsida; Caryophyllales; Amaranthaceae. The coding region runs from base 1 to 852 and encodes 283 amino acids. The record is from RefSeq and is a predicted model, not a curated record. The transcript has 2 exons.